This is a messenger RNA of Galleria mellonella (greater wax moth), 2517 nucleotides long. RefSeq names its product transmembrane protein 267. The transcript has 2 exons. Bases 179 to 787 code for a protein of 202 amino acids. Lineage: Eukaryota; Metazoa; Arthropoda; Insecta; Lepidoptera; Pyralidae. The record is from RefSeq and is a predicted model, not a curated record.
UCACAUGUGUCAAAUUCAAAUUAUACUUUGACAUGUUUUGUUUUCUAAGUAUUUCAUCAUGAUUUAAAAUUAUAAAUAAUAAUAAAAACGAUUCAUAUAAAGCAACAAAAAGUGUAUAAUGUACUAAUUAUAACUCCAGUCAUCCACAUGGCGUCAAUAAGUAAUAAUAGAAAGCAAAAUGAAACUUCAAUUCGCUUUAACUUUGUCCAUUUUCGCCACCGCAUUUAUCGGUGAUUACGUUGUUUUUAAAUCGAAAUUUUCUCACUCGCAAAUCUUCAGAGCUUGCUCCGACUCUCUGGUGCAUGCUUCAAUAGGAUUUCUGUCGUCUGUAUUGUUUUUCAGCCAUGAAAAUCUAAUGGACAGUUCUAGUAUGUUUAACAUAGCUAUAUGCACUUUUAUGUCAUCUUUUAUUGAUGUAGAUCACAUAUUUGUGGCGAGAUCACUACAGUGGAAGGACCUGACAAAUUUGAAACAACGAGGCAUAUUCCACUGUACCACAUUCUGGCUGGUGUUAACAACAUCUCUCUUAAUAUAUAGUUAUAUAUAUAAAAAAAUACAUAUAUAUGUUAUAACUUGGAUGCUAAUUGUUGCUUACACAAGCCACCACAUAAGGGACGCUAACAGACGUGGCCUGUGGCUAUAUCCGUACGGACAUACACCACCGUUCCACAAAUAUAUAUAUAUUUUCCUCGUAGGUUUGUUGCCUAAUUUGUUAACUUUGUUAUACAAUUGUUGGAAACCAAACAUUUAUAAGCAUACUGUAAUAAAUUAUAAAUUAAUUGUUUAAUGUAAAUACGCUUUAGUAAUUAAUACCACCCCCAAUAAGAUUGUCUAAUAGUAAACACAUUUUUAAAAAAAAACAUAAAAUCUUUUUAAUUAAUAAACAAAAAAUUGGAAUACCCAAUAGGUACGUAGCCGAAAUAUUUAUUGCCUGAAUAUCUGAAUGUGACAGAAAGUGAUCUCUGACUACCCCUCAUCUAAUGGUAUCUGUUAUUUAUUUAUUUAUGUAGAAUAUAAUAUCGAGUGGAGGCAAAUAUAAUGGACACAUACAAUGCAGUUUAUUUAUAUAUAUAUAUAUAUUUUUUAUAUUGUAAAUUUUUAAUGAAAAGUUUUGCGACUGACUCUUGGCCACAGCAGAAUAUCAGUGUUUUGCUCUUUUAAGGGCAAAGCAAUAAACUGAGCUGUGACCAUUUUGUGUUACUAUGGCACAUGCAUGAAGGAAUGUUAACAAAGGAGAUUGUUAGAUUAUGUAUUUUGUUUUUGUAUUUUUUUUUUAUUUGUGCUUUUUUAUUUUUAUUCUUUUGUCUCUUUUGCUGUGUAUUACAUGUAUGUUUUUUUUUUAUUGUAAUUUGUGUGCUGUAAGUAAUGUAAAUAAAUUGUCUAUCUAUCUAUCUAAUUUCUCAUCAUCAUCAUCAUCUUCAUUUUUCAUCAACCGUUAACUGUCCACUGCUGGACAUAAGCCUCCCUCAUAAAGGUAUUUUGCCAGUAGGUGCCACGUUUGGUGCACGGGUUGGCAACCGCCGUUAGUCUUUGGUGUUAUUUUAAAAGGGACGCUGCUACCCGUCCCUCGGCCAUUGACCCUUCUUCGCAGACUUUUUUUAUUGGUGAAAUAAUUCAUGUUCAAAAUGAAAAGGAAAAAUGGUUAAAAAAAACAAAUUUGACAGCUAUGUAUUUUUUUUUCUGCAACGGACAUUAAAAAGGUAUCCAGACACGAUCAACUUAAAGUGAACUUGUUCUUUUAUAUAAUUUCUGGGCGUUCAAUGUUAUGAUGGAAAUUUACACCAUUAUGCACAGAAGGGUUAAGUUGCCUUAAUCGCCAAUACUAAACUAUUGGCUAUAGUUUGUAUUCACGUAAAAUUAUAAACUUGUAAAAUUAUAAUUAAAAAUUGAGUCUUCACCAUCAUGCAAAUUAAAUUAAUACCUUAGGAGAUAUAACAAAAUCAAAAAAAUACACAACAAAAUUAAUACUGUGUCGCCAUGAUUCGACCGGGCCGCGCGGGCGCCCCGUGACCUCGCGCCUCGCCUCAAGUUAAAAGUACCCGUAACCGGCGAGCGUGUAUGAAAAGAUUGAUGAAUGUGGAGGAAGCGAAAGAGGUUUGUUUGAAUCGAAGCAUUUGGCGUUCCAUUGUUUCUGCCUACCCUAAUAGGAGACAGGCGUGACAGAUAUGUAUGUAUGUAUUAUUUACCUAUUUACUAUAGUGGGAUUAAAUUACAGAAUUGACAUUUUAUGAAAAUUAAUAUUUAAUUAAAUCGUAAUAUUUUAUAGUUAAUUAUUGUAAUUAACUUGACGUGUACGUACAAAUUGUAAGUACCUAUAAUGUGUUGGAGUUUGGUCCUCAGUAAACUGCAGGUAAUAAAUAAAUAAAUAAAAUAAAAUAAAUAAUUUAUCAUUUAAAAAGGUUAUCAUUCCUGUCAUAAUUUCCUUUUCUUUAAUUACUUUUUCAUUUAAUUAUUUUAAAACUAUAUAACGUUGUAAACUCUAAAAGCGAAAUGACCUAUUCUAUUUGUAUUUUUAUA